This is a messenger RNA of Nanorana parkeri, 1248 nucleotides long. RefSeq names its product transmembrane protein 150A-like. The record is from RefSeq and is a predicted model, not a curated record. Bases 42 to 860 code for a protein of 272 amino acids. The transcript is spliced from 7 exons. NCBI's taxonomy places the organism in Eukaryota, Metazoa, Chordata, Amphibia, Anura, Dicroglossidae.
UUCUCCCCCCCUCCAUCAUUAUCAUCAUCAUCGCCUUCUGGAUGCCUUCCUCCAAGAUGCCCGGCUGGGUGAUCCUGCCCAUCACUCUGCCAGCCUUCACCAUCACCGGCAUGUGGAUAGUGUAUGCCAUGGCAUUAUCAAACAACCAUAUAUGCCCAGUCACUAACUGGGUUUACAAUCACACCUGUGACUCUCUGGAUGAUGGGACAUGCUGUACUUUUGAUCACAUCCCACUUGUAAGCAAAUGUGGAAACCUGCCGCCAGAGAGCUGCUUCUUUAGUCUCAUAUGCAGUCUAGGCUCAUUCAUGGUGAUGGUCAUUGGAUUGCUGAGAUAUGCCUUUGUCAUUGAACGAUAUGGUCCCUCCCUGUUAAACACUGUAGCUUUUGUGUUGGGUUGGAUUUGUGCUGCUGGACUCACCAUGGUUGGUAGUUUUCAGGUGGAUCAUGCCAAAGUUCUGCACUACAUAGGAGCCGGGGUUGCCUUCCCAACCAGUAUGCUGUUCAUUUUCUUUCAAUCUAUCCUGACAUACCGCAUGGCACACACUUACUGGAACUGGUGGGCUGGACAUGUACGCUGUCUUCUUACGUUGUUUGGGCUGGUCAUUUUAGUGCUCAGUGGUGUCUUCUUCAUCCAGGAAGGCUUUGUGCUGCAACACUUGGCUGCUCUCUUUGAGUGGACCUUUAUAAUAAAUGUUCUUGUCUACUAUGGAACGUUUUCCUUUGAAUUUGGGGCAAUCACCACGGACACAUUCCUGGUGCUCCUCAAAGCAAGCAGGGCCCCAAAGAGUUAUAAGUCAGGAACCAGCACUCCAGCCACACCUCAUGCUCACAGCACCUCUGAGAACUUGGCUAUGAUAUGACUGUACCAGAGUGCUAACACAGACAUCACAUGCGAAUCCCUGAGCCGCUUUACGAUUCUAAACAACAUGAAAACGUUUCACUGUGCAAUGCAGGCUCAAUAUAAUAGAGGGCUGAUCACGUGACCAAAAAAACUUCUUUUUUUUAAAGAUUAAGAAGAAAAAAGUUGAUUACUUUUUAUGUUGACUGUUAUGAUGUUGGUAAAAAAAAGUCUAAGAUACAUUAUAUGUACAGGGCAUUAAUGAAUUAGCCAUAAAAUUGUAUAUUUUUAUAUAGUGCAUUUCUAUAGUAAAGUCACUACAAAGUAUAACUAAGAGGCCAAAGUAAUUUAGUGUUAAAUACACAAUAUGCUUGUGACAGUAUAUCAAAACUAUUAAAUAAGUGGUGCAU